CUGCCCCAAAGGUCAAGCAGAAUAAGCACAUGACAAACAAUGUACUGAGAAGGACAGUUAUAUGAAGAGAGUUGCAGUGAUAGGAGCCGGUGCAUCAGGGCUGUGCUGUGCCAGACACCUCAGCAGGUUUCCCGAGACCUUCCAGUUUACUGUGUAUGAGCAGAGUGAGCAGGUGGGGGGCGUGUGGGUGUACAGCAAUCCCACUCCUGGAAAAAUACCGAAAGAUGUGAGAGACAUCGUAAAGUCAUGUGAACCAAACAGAAUUCCCUUCCAUAGCACCAUGUACAAACAUUUGAGAACAAACCUUCCGAAGGAAAUCAUGCUAUUUCCAGGGUUUCCGUUCAAUGAUCACCUGCCGUCAUUCGUCCAUCACACUGAUGUCAGGUCCUAUCUGGAGAAGUACACAGAGCAUUACAAGUUGGACAGAUUUAUCCAACCUGGAAAAUUGGUUGAUUGUGUUUCACCACUUCCUCAAACAUCCGCCGACCAGAUCGACUCUGUGAGGUGGAGUGUCAGCACCCAGGGGCUAUCAACUGGCCAGAGGGCAUCUGAGGAGUUUGACUUCGUUCUCAUCUGCAAUGGGCAUUAUUUUGCACCGCAUGUACCUCAACUGAGAGGUCUAUCAUCGUUCCCCCGUCCUGUGAUCCAUAGCAGCUGGUACAAAGAGCCAGAACCAUUCAAACACCAAAGCGUCUUGGUGGUAGGGGCUGGCCCUUCAGGAAUGGACCUUGUCAUUGAUCUAGCAGCACAUGCUCGAGUGGUUUACUUAUGCAGUCGAGUAACUCCGAAAUCAAAAGUUCCAGAAAAUGUUCAGAAAUUGCCUGGUAUCUCUGAGCUAAAGGAAGAUGGCCGUGUUUGCUUCGAGAAUGGUGAAGAGAGAAGUGUGGACUGUGUUGUUCUGGCUACCGGCUACUUGUACUCUUAUCCAUUCCUCAGUGAAGAGUCUGGCAUCAAGGUUGUCGAGGGAAAGAGAGUCACUCAUCUGUACAAGCACACCUUCAAUGUCGCCCACCCCUCAAUGGCGGUCGUCGGUGUGAACUCUGGCUUAAUCCCUUUUCCGACGUUUGAUCUCCAAGUUCAGUGGAUUGUGAGAGUGUGGCGUGGAAUGAAUGCACUUCCUCCAAAACAAGAAAUGAUUCGAGAUGUCGAUGCAGUCUACGAGAGCCGAUUACAAGAUGGACUCCCCCCUCAUAGAGCCGGACACUAUUUGGGAGACAAGAGAUGGGAGUUUAACGAGCAGCUGUCACAGUUGGGAGGGAUUGAACCACCACCACCUGUCGUGAGACCACUUUAUGAUCUGGUACGUGAACAAAGAGCUUGUGAUGUGGCAACUUAUAGAGAUAAUACUUUUACAAUUAUUAACAACAAGGAAUUUUCUUAUUCGUAAGUAUACGUGUGCCUCAACUAUAGUGUGUAGAA
Messenger RNA from Halichondria panicea, 1419 nucleotides. RefSeq names its product flavin-containing monooxygenase 3-like. The coding region runs from base 62 to 1387 and encodes 441 amino acids. The transcript has 3 exons. NCBI's taxonomy places the organism in Eukaryota, Metazoa, Porifera, Demospongiae, Suberitida, Halichondriidae. The record is from RefSeq and is a predicted model, not a curated record. Gene Ontology annotation, molecular function: NADP binding; N,N-dimethylaniline monooxygenase activity; flavin adenine dinucleotide binding.